AUGCCGUCCGCAAACGUGCCGUUCGACGGCGACUCCUUUAUAGUCGGUGGUCAGGAACCUGCGGCACCAGUACCUGAUAAACCUGCCCCAAGAAGUGUGAACGUGGUACGCCCCCUGGCACGUGCGCUCCCAGUUACUGUAGAUUCACGCACGGCACUGAACCCCAAGUUUUCUCGCGCGUUAGACUUUAAACUUCGCCGUUUGAAAGAAAAAGAACUUCUAGAGGCGAAUCUACGUCGUCCGGUAAGAUCGCGAAUCGCAAUGGGGGCGCUGGCUGCCUCCGAUUGCAACAUCUCCCAUAUCAGCCCGCGAGAAAGGGGCCUUCGGGAUAAGUCUAGGAAUCGAUCUCAUCCACAAAUAAACUCUAUUUCUUCAAGGGAGAGGACAAAAAUAUCACCUCGAACAGACGAUAGCCCGUCGCCAAAAAGCCGGCAUAAGAAGAAUGACUCGGAAAAGCCAAGAUUCAUCACCACGGUUAAAACUGGACAGUUUCUUCUGCCGCCACCACAGCUCGCGUACCUGUUAGGCCUGCAUACUCUUUAUCCUCCGCAAGAGAGGGAGAAGAUAGUCUACUCUUAUGCGAGUAAGCCGAAGGCCGUGUCGACGCGUUCUAAACGGUCUAUUCUAGAGAAAAAGGAGAAUAAAUUACCGAAUGGAAACCUAAACGCCAAUGCCUGCGGGAACCGAAUCAAUCAUGGUGAGGCAUUCCGGGGGGUUCGCGCGUUGAUCGCCAGUGUGGCCGGCAUGAAACAUGUGCUCGAAGAACGUGACCGCGCGUAUGUUCUCUUAUAUUUUUGCUUUAUAAUAUAUACUUAA
Parnassius apollo (apollo) is the source of this 816-nucleotide messenger RNA. The record is from the annotation of a GenBank genome assembly. Lineage: Eukaryota; Metazoa; Arthropoda; Insecta; Lepidoptera; Papilionidae.